Molecule: messenger RNA, 2514 nt
Organism: Quercus lobata
Lineage: Eukaryota; Viridiplantae; Streptophyta; Magnoliopsida; Fagales; Fagaceae
Product: dynamin-related protein 4C-like
Exons: 1
Coding region: 356-2323 (655 amino acids)
Cellular component (GO): microtubule; cytoplasm; membrane
Molecular function (GO): GTP binding; GTPase activity; microtubule binding
Source: RefSeq, a predicted model, not a curated record
CAUUUUUCGCGCACAUGUAUUUUCACACAUGUUUUCAACACAUGUGUUAGUACCAAAUACCUCUAGGUAAUUUAUACGUUUAAAACUUGUGAACUAAGUUUCUAAGUCACAGUGAUCCGUGAUCCAGCAGACAUUGACUCCACUCUUUCACCCUUUCCACCAGAAGAAGGUAAUUAAGACCCCACAUUUCUUUACUUUCCCCAUCUUUUAAUGAAUGAGACCAGUCUAUAAAAAUACUCCAUCCUAGUUCACUCUUAUGCAUCACAUACCAUUGUUCUCCAUAACACAUACACUAUAUCUCUCUCUAGCUUUCUCUUGCAUUUUUGCUCUAAGUUUUGCUCCUUUCUAUUAAAACAUGGGAGAAGAAAGCUCACUUGUAGUAGCUCAAGCAGUCCAAGAUGCACCCAUCAUUUCAUCCUACAAUGAUCGUAUUCGCCCACUCCUCGACACAGUUGACAGCCUCCGUCACCUUAUGAUCACAAGAGAAGGCAUUCAGCUCCCCACCAUUGUCGUGGUUGGGGACCAGUCCUCAGGAAAGUCAAGUGUUCUUGAAUCACUUGCCGGUAUCAACCUUCCCCGUGGCCAGGGAAUUUGCACAAGGGUGCCUCUCAUAAUGAGGCUCAUGCACCAGCCAACUCCUGAACCUGAUCUUUCCUUGGAGUUCAAUGGUAAAGUUGUUCGAACCGAUGAAGAACAUGUUUCUGAGGCUAUAAAUCUUGCCACAGAGGAGAUUGCCGGGUUCGGGAAGGGGAUUUCCAACGCUCCUUUGACAUUGGAGGUGAGAAAAAAUGGUGUGCCUGAUUUAACUAUGGUUGAUCUUCCUGGAAUUACUAGAGUGCCAGUCCAUGGUCAGCCUGAAAACAUCUAUGACCAGAUAAAAGAUAUUAUCAUGGAGUAUAUCACUCCUGAAGAGAGUAUUAUACUCAAUGUUCUAUCUGCAACAGUGGAUUUCACCACUUGUGAAUCUAUCAGGAUGUCACAGAUGGUGGACAAGACUGGUGGACGGACUCUUGCUGUUGUUACUAAGUCUGACAAGUCUCCUGAAGGCCUUCUUGAGAAGGUUACUGCUGAUGAUGUCAAUAUUGGGCUUGGCUAUGUCUGCGUUAGGAAUCGGAUAGGAGAAGAAUCUUAUGAAGAGGCGCGAGUGGAAGAGGCUAGACUUUUUGAAUCACAUCCUCUGCUUUCCAAGAUUGAUAAAUCUAUUGUGGGGAUUCCUGUUCUGGCACAAAAACUGGUGCAAAUUCAAGCAGCUAGUAUAGCUAGAAAUUUGCCAGCUAUUGUGAAGAGCAUUAAUGACAAGUUGAACUUGAACGUUGCUGAGGCGAAAAGAAUGCCCCAGAAGAUGUCAUCUCUUACUGAGGCAAUGACAGCUUUCAUGCAGAUUAUUGGAUUAGCCAAAGAAUCAUUAAGGAAAAUUCUUGUGAGAGGAGAAUAUGAUGAAUACCCAGAUGAGCAAAACAUGCAUUGCACUGCUCGGUUGGUUGAAAUGUUCAACCAAUUCUCCGAUGAACUUCACAAGCAUGCUGAAAGUGACCCUGCAGAGAAAUUUUUGAUGGAGGAGAUUAUGGUUUUGGAGGAAACCAAGGGUAUUGGACUGCCGAAUUUUCUUCCCCGCUCUGCCUUCCUUACUAUCCUACAGAAAAGGGUGAAAGGCAUAUCUAGCAUUCCAACUAUUUUUGCUGAGAAGGUCUGGAGUUAUGUUGAGGAAAUUGUUAUUUCUGUCAUGAUGCACCACUCUGAACACUAUUACCAGCUUCAGCUGUCUUUCAGGCGUGCUGGACAUAAUCUUAUAGCCAAGAUGAAAGAGCGCUCUAUCAACUGGGUCAUGGAAAUCAUUGAAAUGGAGAAGCAGACGGAUUAUACUUGUAAUCCAGAGUACUUAUCGGAUUGGAAUAAAUUAAUGGUUCAACAAGAUGCCUUCAUGACGUACGUCUUGACUAAUGUAGAUUGGCCUUCAAUAAUAAGGCUUGAAGGUUUCGGUGAGAUUGACGUUAGUCAUCUAAAGAAAUAUUCUCAUGUUCUACAACAGGCUUUUGAUUUGAAGAUGAGAAUGACAGCUUAUUGGAAGAUUGUGUUAAAGAGAUUGGUUGACUGUAUGGCUCUACAUUUACUGCUCAGUAUUGGAAACUUGGUGAACAAAGAGUUUGAAGCAGAGAUUGUUAAUGAGUUAAUGGGACCUGGUGGUGGGAUUGAAAGGAUGCUCGAGGAGUCACCUGCAGUUGCUUCAAAGCGACAGAAAAUAAACAAGAGUAUACAGCUGCUCAAAAAGUCCAAAGAAGUGGUUGCCAAGAUCAUGGACAAGAUCGGUACCUAUAAUGAUUAGGGUGUUUGCUAUGUUAUUUAAAUAAUUGCUAUGCUUUCAUGUUAACAAAGUAGUUUGUAAUAUAUGUAUUUGGUUUUGUUUUCCUUUCUAUGUAUUUGGUUUGCUUCACUUGAAACGGUGUAAGUUUAUUAUCUUUUUGUUAGUGGGGAGAACCAAUUUUAAUUUCAUGAACCUACUUAGCAGUUUUAAUU